This is a messenger RNA of Sorex fumeus (smoky shrew), 1359 nucleotides long. It is a transcript of the gene ACP7, whose product is annotated as acid phosphatase 7, tartrate resistant (putative). The transcript has 12 exons. Gene Ontology annotation, molecular function: metal ion binding; acid phosphatase activity. The record is from RefSeq and is a predicted model, not a curated record. Lineage: Eukaryota; Metazoa; Chordata; Mammalia; Eulipotyphla; Soricidae. Bases 1 to 1317 code for a protein of 438 amino acids.
AUGCCCCCCCUUCAUCCCCACCUGCCCUGCUGCUGUCUGUUUCUCCUUUCCAUCCUGGGGGCCUGGGGACGGCCGGAGCCCCCCAGCGCCCUCCCAGAACAAGUUCACUUGUCCUACCCAGGGGAGCCAGGCUCCAUGACUGUCACCUGGACCACCUGGGUCCCCACCCGCUCAGAGGUGCAGUUCGGCACACAGCUCUCGGGACCACUGCUCCUGCGGGCACAGGGCGCUGCCAGCCUCUUUGUGGACGGGGGGAUUCUUCGGCGGAAGCUCUACAUCCACCGGGUCACGCUGCGGGGGCUGCUGCCUGGAGCCCAGUACGUGUACCGCUGUGGCAGCCCUCAAGGUUGGAGCCGCCGGUUCCGCUUCAGGGCCCUGAAGCGAGGAACCCAGUGGAGCCCCCGACUGGCUGUGUUUGGGGACCUGGGGGCUGACAACCCCAAGGCCCUCCCGCGGCUGCGCCGGGACACCCAGCAGGGCCUGUACGAUGCCAUUCUCCAUGUGGGAGACUUUGCCUACAACAUGGAUCAGGACAACGGCCGUGUUGGUGACAGGUUCAUGCGACUCAUUGAACCCGUGGCAGCCAGCCUGCCCUACAUGACAUGCCCUGGCAACCACGAGGAACGCUACAACUUCUCCAACUACAAGGCUCGCUUUAGUAUGCCAGGGAACACUGAAGGCCUGUGGUACAGCUGGGACGUGGGUCCUGCGCACAUCAUCUCCUUCUCCACCGAGGUCUACUUCUUCCUCCACUACGGCCGCCAAUUGGUAGAGAGGCAGUUUCGGUGGCUGGAGAGAGAUCUUCAGAAAGCCAACAAGAACCGGGCCGCCCGCCCGUGGCUCAUCACCAUGGGCCACCGACCCAUGUACUGCUCCAACCUGGAUCUGGACGACUGUACGCGCCACGAGAGCAAGGUACGCAAAGGCCUUCGGGGCAAGCUGUAUGGGCUGGAGGAUCUUUUCUACAAAUAUGGGGUCGACCUACAGCUGUGGGCCCAUGAACACUCUUAUGAACGGCUGUGGCCGAUUUACAACUAUCAGGUAUUCAAUGGCAGCCGGGAGAUGCCGUACACCAACCCUCGAGGCCCUGUGCACAUCAUCACAGGAUCCGCCGGCUGCGAGGAGCGGCUGACACCCUUUGCCAUCUUCCCCCGGCCCUGGAGCGCAGUGCGGGUGAAGGAAUACGGGUACACGAGGCUUCACAUCCUGAACGGGACCCACGUCCACAUCCAGCAGGUGUCUGAUGACCAGGAUGGGAAGAUUGUGGAUGACAUCUGGGUAGUGAGACCUCUGCAGGGCCGGAUGCUGUACCUCUAGAGACCAGGGGUCCCCUCUGUGACGGACCCAGCCUUGCUGCCC